Molecule: messenger RNA, 2754 nt
Organism: Mauremys reevesii (Reeves's turtle)
Lineage: Eukaryota; Metazoa; Chordata; Testudines; Geoemydidae
Gene: IRAK1
Product: interleukin 1 receptor associated kinase 1
Exons: 13
Coding region: 435-2105 (556 amino acids)
Biological process (GO): protein phosphorylation; signal transduction
Cellular component (GO): plasma membrane
Molecular function (GO): ATP binding; protein binding; protein kinase activity
Source: RefSeq, a predicted model, not a curated record
CCCCACACUCGGCCCCGCCCCUCAUUCCAUCUGCCUAUAUCCCUUCUCAUAGCCCCGCCCCCUCAGUAGCCCCUCCCACUGCCGUGGUCCCUCCCCCUCGCUAUCUGCUCCCCAACAGCCCCGCCCCUAGUCCCUCCCUCUCCCAUAAUGCCUUGCUGCAGCCUGGCUCCCUCCCACACUCAAGAUGGCGGCGCCACACACGCCAGCUGGUUGUGCGGAGCCGGGAAGCAGCCACACCCAAUAUGGCGGCGCUACCGUCAGCGCAAUGGGCCAGGCUGGGGGCUCCGCCACACCCAAUAUGGCGGCACAUCGCUCUCUGGCCAGACUCUACCACUCCCAAAAUGGCGUCGAGAGGCGGCCGCGCUGCGCGGCGCGCAUGCGCAUCCGGAAUUUAAAAGUUUGGUCUUAAAGGGGAAGUGCCCGGCGAGUGGGGCAUGGCCGGUACCGGCUCGGGGCGGUUCCUCUACGAGCUCCCGGCCUGGCUGGUCUGUGGCCUCUGCCGCCUGAUGGACGCGCUGGGCCGGGCGGACUGGGAGCGCUUCGCCUCGCGGAUCGUGCGGGACCAGGUCGAGCUGCGUCUCUGCGAGCGGACGGACGGACGGACCCAGCGGCUGCUCUGGUCCUGGAUGAACCGAAAUGCCCGGGUCGGGGACCUGCUGGUGCUGCUGGAGGAGCUGGAGCUGUACCGGGCCCGCGACCUCCUGGCCAGCUGGCAGCCUCCCUCUGUGCCCCCAGUCCUGAGACCCCCGUUUCUUCCCUCGGCGCCUCCAGCCCCCCACCUCCACACCGGUGACAGCAGAGCUUCGACCAUUGCCUGUGACCCCCCCAAGCCACCCCCCCAGCCCCUGCCAGAGCCCUCCUGCCCCUCGCUGCCUCUGCCCGGCCCCCCACCCAGCAGCCUGCUCAGCACCAGCAGCCAGGGGCCUGCCCCCUCACCCGCGGCACCCCCUGCUGACCAGGACGCGGAGCUAGAUUGGAGCAGCAUCCGGAGCAGCUUCCUCACCGAGGUGGAAAAACUGUCACGGUUCCGCCACCCCAAUAUUGUGGAGUUUGGGGGGUUCUGCGCCGAGCGGGACCAUUUCUGCCUCGUCUACGUUUUCAUGCCCAAUGGGUCCCUGGAGGAUCGGCUGAGCGGCCAGGGCGGGCGCCCCCCCCUGUCGUGGGCCCAGCGGCUGGAGGUGCUGGUGGGGACGGCGCGAGCCGUCCAGUUCCUGCACCGGGACACGCCCAGCCUGAUCCACGGGGACGUCACGAGCACGAACAAACUGCUGGACCAGUCGCAGCGGCCCCGGCUGGCCGACUUCGGGCUGGCGCGGGCCGGGCGGGGCCGGGCCGGGAGUGGGGGGCUCAGCGCCAGCCUGGGCCGGACCCACACGGUGCGGGGCACCCUGGCCUACCUGCCCCCCGAGUACGUGCGGAGCGGGGCCCUGUCCCCCUCCAUCGACACCUACAGCUACGGGGUGGUGCUGCUGGAAACGCUGACGGGGAGACGGGCCCUGGAGACAGACGGACGUGGACAGACAACGUUCCUGAAGGAUCUGGUCGCGGAGGAGGAGGAGGCUGAGGUCGCCGAGGUCCCUGGGCAAUCGCAGCAGGCGGUGACGGGCCCUGGCCCGGACCCGGAUGCUCGGGCGACUCGGGUCGGCAGCAGGAUCUUCCGGAACCACGUGGACUCGCGGGUCGGGCCCUGUCCGGAGGAGCUGGGCCCAGCGCUGGGCUGCCUGGCAACCCGCUGCCUCCACAGACGCAGCAAACGGCGCCCGCCCAUGGCCCAGGUAUACGAGGACCUAGAGCGGCUGCAGAAGUCUCUGCCCUGGGAUCCCCCCUCAACCCACUGGGGGGACUCACUCCCCAGGGCCCCAGGGCUGCCCCCCAACCAGCCCGUGGAGAGUGACGAGAGCCUGUCGGAGGAGGGGGAGAGCUGGCUGGGCGUCGCCCCGUCCCUGCACCCCCAGAUUCACAUCAACCCAGCCCGGCAGCGCAUCAUGGAGCGGCUGGCGCUGUACCAGCAGGGGGCGCUGGACAGCCUGGGGGUGCUGGCCUCCGAGCUCCCGGCAGGCUCUGCCCCCCGCCUGCCCGAGGAGAGCGACGAUUUCGAGCCCUGAGACGGACGGACAUGGAAGGACGAAGUUCUCAUCGAUGGGGGGGCGAGGCCCCCCCCAAAUGCACCUCCUGGCUGCUAGAGCCCACCCUCGGGACGGGACCCAGGUGUCCGGGGCAGCGACUUUGAAUGGAGGGGAAGGCAUGGUACCUGCUUUCCUCCCCCACCCCCUGCAAUGGACAUGGGACCCAGGCAUCUGGGAAGGGGCCUUGCAACUGAAGGGGGAGGUGGCACCUCGGUACUUGGGGGCUUGCGCCGGCCCCCCUUGCUCCAUGGGACCCCCCCGCUCCCAGCCGUGAGGGUGCGUGGGGCCGGUUCCCGGGGGUGGGGGCCCGCAACCCGCAAGGGAAAAUAAAAGUUUAUCUAUUUGUAAUCUGGCUUUCUGGGGAGGGGUGGGGGCCAUUUAGAGGGGACCCCGAUCUGUGCCUGGGCUGUAGCCUGUCUAGUCACCUCCCCCCCCUCCCAGCACAGCGUCCCCUUCAGUAACAGGUGGGCAGAAAUCUUCCAGCCAAUCCCUUUAUUCUGCGUGGAGGCUGCGCCCUGGCCACGGGGGGAGAGGGGCCUCAGGGCGCCCCCCCCAGGCGCGUGGCGAAGAGGAAGGCGCAGUGGAACUGCAGCACGUCGCAGACCUUGGACCAGAAGUGGCCGCUGAG